CUUCUCCUCAGUUCCUCCAGGGCGGCUGCGGCGGUGGCGGUAGCGCUGCAAGUUUUGACGUUUCGGACGCGGAGGCGCGCGCCUGCACUCCCCGGCCGACGGCUGUGGAGGCGGCUGACCCUCGAGGGCCCCUCAGCCGCGCCCCGGCGCUCCCGCCGCCCAGGGUCGGGCGGCCACGAGGCCCGGCCGCGUUCUCCCGCGCUCGCCAGCCCGGCGGCUGCAGCCAUGUCGCGGGGGCCGGAGGAGGUGAACCGGCUCACGGAGAGCACCUACCGGAAUGUUAUGGAACAGUUCAAUCCUGGGCUACGAAAUUUAAUAAACCUAGGAAAAAAUUACGAAAAAGCUGUUAAUGCUAUGAUUCUGGCGGGAAAAGCCUACUACGAUGGAGUGGCCAAGAUCGGUGAGAUUGCCAGCGGGUCCCCUGUGUCGACAGAGCUGGGCCACGUUCUCAUAGAGAUUUCGAGUAUCCACAAGAAACUCAACGAGAGGCUUGAUGAAAAUUUCAGAAAAUUCCAUAAGGAGAUUAUCCAUGAGCUGGAGAAGAAGACAGAGCUUGAUGUAAAAUAUAUGAACGCGACUCUCAAAAGAUACCAAGCAGAACACAGGAAUAAAUUAGAUUCUUUGGAGAAAUCUCAAGCUGAAUUGAAGAAGAUCAGAAGGAAAAGUCAAGGAGGACGAAAUGCACUCAAAUAUGAACACAAGGAGAUGGAGUAUGUAGAAACCAUCACUUCUCGCCAGAAUGAAAUCCAGAAAUUUAUUGCAGAUGGUUGCAAAGAAGCUCUACUUGAAGAGAAAAGGCGCUUCUGCUUCCUAGUUGACAAACACUGCAGCUUCGCAAAUCACAUUCAUCAGUAUCACUUACAGUCUGCAGAAUUGAUCAAUUCCAAACUGCCUAAGUGGCAAGAAACAUGUGGUGAUGCCACCAAAGUACCAGAGAAAAUCAUGAAUAUGAUCGAAGAAAUUAAGACCCCAAUCUCCACCCCAAUGUCUGGAACGCCUCUACCUUCACCCAUGAUCGAGAGAAGAAGCAUGGUUGGGCGAGAUUAUGACACCCUUUCUAAAUAUUCACCAAAGAUCCCCUCGGCUCCUUCAGCCAGAGCGUUAACCAGCCCUUUGAUUGAUAUGUUUAAUAACCCAGCCACAGUCGCACAGAAUUCAGAAAGAAAAAAUAAUUCAACAGGUUCUUCAGAUGACCCCAGUUUACAGCGAUCGGUUUCUGUUGCCACUGGACUGAACAGGGUAAAAAAGCAGAAAGUGAAAACCAUCUUUCCGCACACGGCCGGCGCGAACCAGACCUUACUUAGCUUCGCGCAGGGAGAUGUCAUCACGCUGCUCAUCUCCGAGGAGAAGGACGGCUGGCUGUAUGGAGAGCAUGAGGACACCAAAGUGAGGGGUUGGUUCCCGUCGUCAUACACAAAGUUGCUGGAGGAAAACGAGAAGGAGACCGUGAGCGUGCCCGGACCAAGAAUGAUGCAAAUGGGUUUGCAAAGCCUCCUUUUCUCAGGUAUGUUACUUUCCUCCACCAGGGCCCUCCCCCUUGGUCAGCCUAGGAGAACUGGGCUUGCAGGAUCUCAGUUCCCCGACCAGGGACAGAACCGAGGCCCUUGGCAAUGAAAGUGUGGAGUGCUAACCACUGGACCGCCAGGGAAGCCCACCGCCCAUUACAGAACUGUCCAGAGCUUUAAACAUUUCAGACAGAGGGCAGCGUACCUCUCUGCAGUCCUGUGUGGGGCGGGAAGGUGGUGGUGGGAGAGCCUUCUAGGACAGCGGCUGCAUUAUUAAGUGCCAAACGCAACACGAGGCCAGGGGAACUCCCUUCUGGAUCAGGGCAGAUGCUGGGCAGGCCCUCCAGGCCCCGCUCCCAGAGGACCCCCAGGCCUGAGGCCUUUCUCACUGUAGCCAAAACGAAACAAUUAGCAGCUUAUAAUGGGCGCAUGGAGAGAACUGUCACAGAACAAAACUUCCAUGUUCAGAAAAUGUCUGGGAUUUAUAUAAGCUAUAUAAUUUUACAGAACAAGAGCAAGAGUUAUUAGCUCUUUUUCUGAACCAAAUCCCUGUCUUACAAUUUUUUUCUCCCCCCGCCUCCCCAGCAGAGAAAAUCCCUUUGCUACUGUGAAACUCCGACCAACAGUGACAAAUGAUCGCUCAGCACCAGUCAUUCGAUGAAAAGGUGGCCCCAGAUUCUUCUGGUUCCCCGUUCGGUUCUCGCUUGGGAAAUGAUAGGUAUACGUUUGUGAUAAGUGCUGUCCUGUUGUAAAGCUUCACCGGAGGGUGCCUGAUUUUACAUGUAUUCCACUCGAGCAAAUCAGUGCAUUUUCUAAUUUAACAUAGCUGGGUUUACAUAUUUCUGUCUUUAAGGUAACUACAUCAUAGUUUAGCUACAACUCAAUCAUUUAAAGUAUUUUCUUCCUAUUCUGUUCAAGAACUGUAAAUUUUCAAGUACUGUAAAUUUGGUUCCAAUCCUAUUGUAUCAUUUUCUUUUAAUAUUCUAUGAUUUUUUUUUUUAAUAGCCAGAAUAAGGGAUAGUUGACGCUUCUGUGACUGGCUUUCUGCACCUGAACGCAGAUAAGAUCACAGUUUUACUUUAUAAAGCAUGUGCUCUUAAAUAGCAUUACGAUGUUUAAAGAAAUCACUGUGUAGAUUUGCAUCCCAGCAUGCAAAUAACCUUAAGCAAUAUAAAUUAUGAGAAUAUUGUAUAAAAUUUAACUU
Messenger RNA from Aethalodelphis obliquidens (Pacific white-sided dolphin), 2709 nucleotides. It is a transcript of the gene BAIAP2L1, whose product is annotated as BAR/IMD domain containing adaptor protein 2 like 1. The record is from RefSeq and is a predicted model, not a curated record. The transcript has 12 exons. Lineage: Eukaryota; Metazoa; Chordata; Mammalia; Artiodactyla; Delphinidae. Gene Ontology annotation, molecular function: protein binding. Gene Ontology annotation, biological process: plasma membrane organization; positive regulation of actin filament polymerization; actin filament bundle assembly. The coding region runs from base 226 to 1614 and encodes 462 amino acids. Gene Ontology annotation, cellular component: nucleoplasm; cytosol.